Messenger RNA from Anopheles darlingi, 1782 nucleotides. RefSeq lists its product as uncharacterized. Gene Ontology annotation, cellular component: SAGA complex. The transcript is spliced from 5 exons. Gene Ontology annotation, molecular function: transcription coactivator activity. NCBI's taxonomy places the organism in Eukaryota, Metazoa, Arthropoda, Insecta, Diptera, Culicidae. The record is from RefSeq and is a predicted model, not a curated record. The coding region runs from base 103 to 1137 and encodes 344 amino acids.
AAAGAUUUCUGUUCAUACUUUGUCCGUACCAGCUCCAGCUACCACAGUUAAACUCGGCUUUGUGUAGCUGGAGCUGGACUAAAAGGAAUCGGACGACCGGCAAUGCCGAAACGGUGGGGUGCGCUGAAGAAUGAAGAUGCCGAACGCAAAAAGGAGGUGCAGAGCAAUGGUAUCCUGCUGCCGAUCAGUAAGAUGGUACAGUUUCAACAGAUCAAGCUACCCUACACCAUUACCAAGGCCAAGCGAUUACCGCUAAAGAAUUCGCUCGUCACGCAAACGGUGGAGGUGAUGAAGCAAACCGAGAUGAUCCAGACGCUAAUCGACACCUACUCGACCAAGUCGGGGUGUGGGUACAUCCUGAACCCGUGCCAGCUGAUGCCGACGGUACACUUUCCCGCCAGCAACGUGGCAGACUUGACGCGCAACGAGCGCGUGACGAGACCGUUCUGGUUCGUGCCGUACACGAGCACACCGUUCACGCGGGGUGAACCGAAAAACCACGUGCAGGUUUCGCGUGCCGUCGUGCUGCAGGCCCUACGGAAGGCCGCCUGCGGGCUGCUCUGUAUGGUCGGGUUUUCCGAGAUCAACGAGUCCGCGUUGACGAUGUUCGUGGACGGGUUGGACCAGCAUAUGGCCCUGCUCGUGCACAGCCUGCGGAGCGUGAUGGGGAGCUCGGCGGACGAGCGCAAUCCAUCGCCAAAUGCGCUGAUGCUGGAGCGGAUGCACCUGUGGCUCGAGCGGACCAGCCUGUGCAACCUGCACAACUACGAAAAGCAGAUCACAUCCAAGAAUCGCUACGAGGUGCGCGAGUUUCGCGAUAUCUCGGACGAGUACGAGCGGCUGCUGCAGGAGAAUCAGCUGACCGUGCAGAGCAUGCAGCAGAAGCUGGGCGAAAUCAAGGAGGAAGAGUAUUUGAAUUUCAUCGACUCCCAGUCCCACUCGUCGAACGGCACGAUCAUGGAAGGGACAACGCUGAGCAUCGUUAACUUUAUCAACGGUGAAUCGGUGAAUGGGUUUAAGGAAAUCCUUGAUGGAGAGUUGCUCGAGUCGAACAGCGCACAGGAACCGAAGGAUAAAAUGUACCAGCAGGUCUAUCAAGGGCAAAACUUUGCACCGGUCAGCAGCAUCCCGCAUUGAUUUCUGUACACUGCGUCUACGUAUCAUGCUCAAUAGAAUCGGCUCCGAACAACGAUCAUGCCGGAUCCCGAUUUACUAGGGAGGCGCUACAUCCGUUAGGUUUAGGAAGACUGUAUGCAGAUCAAUCCUUGCGAAUCACGUGUGAUGCACCACAAAUGAUUAUGCAAAUGAAAAAUCGUUUAUUAUAGUUGGUAGGGUUAGGUAGGUCUUAAAAUAGCUUAGGUCAUGUAUAAGGACGGAUCAGAAGCUGUAUGUUUGAUUAGUUGCUUUCAUAUUUACUUUCUUGGCAUUACAUCUGGAAGGUGGAGGAGAUUGUAUGCUGACAAUUACGUUCGAUGCACCACAAAUGAUUAUUUUUAUGAUUAUGAGUUGUUUAUUGUAAUUGUUUAGGUUGAUUUUUAUAACCUUUUUGUCAUAUGUAAGGAUGAAACGGAGAGCUGUAUUUUCCGUAAGGUACUUUUAAUAUUUGCUUUCUCGGCAUUACAUCCGGAAGGUGGAGGAGGACUGUAUGCUGCUUAUUGCGUGUGAUGAACCACAAAUGAUUAUUUUGUAAUGAAUGUUGUAUUUUUAUAAUACCUAUGUGCUAUAUUUAAGGUAUAAAACUAUGGCGAAAACAGUAAAUGAUACAAAUCUAGACGUUUGCUA